Molecule: messenger RNA, 1982 nt
Organism: Prosopis cineraria
Lineage: Eukaryota; Viridiplantae; Streptophyta; Magnoliopsida; Fabales; Fabaceae
Product: BAHD acyltransferase DCR
Exons: 2
Coding region: 68-1423 (451 amino acids)
Source: RefSeq, a predicted model, not a curated record
UCAAACCCCAUCGUUAAUUCAUCUCAUUUCCUUAACCUUCCUGCUUCUGCAACCAAACAAACAAAAAAUGGCUUCUGAGCUCUUGAAGCUGAAGAUCUUAGAGAAAAGCCACGUGAAGCCCAGGGAAAAGCUGGGGAAGAAGGAGUGUCAACUCGUCACCUUCGAUCUCCCAUACUUGGCCUUCUACUACAACCAGAAGCUUCUGUUCUACAAAGGAGAUGACUAUGAGGGGAUGGUGAAGAAGCUGAAAGAAGGUCUGAGUGUGGUGCUUGAAGAGUUUUAUCAGCUUGCUGGGAAGCUUGGGAAGGAUGAAGAAGGGGUUUUCAGAGUUGAGUACAAUGAUGAAGAUGAUGCAGAAGACGGUGGUGUUGUUGGUGUCGAGGUCGUUCAAGCUGUGGCCGAAGCUGACGUUUCAGUGGCGGAUCUAACCGUUGCAGAGAGCACAAACACUUUGAAGGAGCUCAUUCCUUAUACUGGGAUCCUCAAUUUGGAAGGCAUGCACAGGCCCUUGUUGGCAAUUCAGUUAACGAAGCUGAAGGACGGGUUAGCGAUGGGAUGCGCCUUCAACCAUGCGGUCCUUGAUGGAACCUCCACGUGGCACUUCAUGAGCUCGUGGGCCGCGAUCUGCUGCGGCUCACCUACAGUCUCCGCAGCACCGUUCUUGGAGCGAACCAAGGCGCGAAACACGCGAGUGAAGCUCGACCUCACGCUCCCAUCUGCGGACCCACUUGCUGGUAAGUCCAACGGUGAUGUUAAGCAGGCCCCACCACCUCCGGUUCUCAGAGAGAAGAUCUUCAAGUUCUCCGAGUCAGCAAUCGACAAGAUCAAGUCAGCGGUCAACGAAAGACUCCCAUCCGACGGGUCAAAACCAUUCUCCACAUUCCAAGCCCUCUCUGUCCAUAUCUGGCGUCGCGUAACCUAUGCACGUAACCUCAGGCCGGAAGAUUACACCGUCUUCACUGUCUUCGUCGACUGCCGGAAACGGGUAGACCCGCCGAUGCCGGAGACUUACUUUGGAAACCUGAUCCAGGCGAUAUUCACCGUUACGGCAGCCGGGUUGUUGUCUGCUAGCCCGCCGGAAUUCGGUGCGUCGUUGAUUCAGAAAGCCAUAGAAGCACACACAGCGAAGGCCAUAGAUGAGCGGAACAAGGAGUGGGAAAGCGCACCGAAGAUUUUCCAGUUCAAAGAUGCUGGAGUGAACUGCGUGGCGGUCGGAAGCUCGCCGCGGUUCAAGGUUUACGACGUGGAUUUCGGGUGGGGAUCGCCGGAGAACGUGAGGAGUGGAUCAAAUAACAAGUUCGAUGGAAUGGUUUAUCUGUAUCCAGGCAAGAGUGGAGGGAGGAGCAUCGACGUGGAACUGACCUUGGAGAGUGAGGCUAUGGCUAGGUUGGAGGAAGACGAAGAGUUCCUCAUGGACCUUUAAAACUCCUAUGUACGUACCUAUAAUUCACAUGCAAGUUUGUUCUCUGUAUUUUUUUUUUACUGUAAAAUUAUUGUAGAAUUUGGAGAGAUAUGAACGAUUAAAUAAACAGAUCAAAAUUGAUCUGAUUGAUCUAAUACACAUUCUUAUAUAUGUUCAUGUCUCUCGUUAUGAUGAAUUCUCUACAAUGAUUUUACAAGAAAAAAAAAAAUGUGCAGAGGAUCGUUAUUGCGUGAUAACGGCUUUGUUUUGACUAUUUCUGUUUUGCUCUUUGGGUAUCAAUGCUGUGAUUCGUUGAUGUAGUAGAAGUUUGUGCAAUAUUAAUUAGACUAGUAUUAUCUAUGGAUAAAUUCUUGGGUAAAAUGUGGCAUAUAAUACAUUCAAUAGCUCAAAAGAUUUAAACAAAUCUGGGCUAGCUAUUGCAUGUUGUAUAAUGAUAAUUACUGUAUUAUACCUAAGAAUUUUUCAAUGGCCGUGAAGUGCGUAAAUUUUUAAUUUAUGUGAUGUAAUCAAUAGCCUGGACUGCAAUAACUAUUGGUGCAUGAUUUUGCAAUGUCUUUAA